Messenger RNA from Hordeum vulgare subsp. vulgare (domesticated barley), 1456 nucleotides. RefSeq names its product basic leucine zipper 43-like. Bases 285 to 863 code for a protein of 192 amino acids. The record is from RefSeq and is a predicted model, not a curated record. Gene Ontology annotation, molecular function: DNA-binding transcription factor activity. The transcript has a single exon. Lineage: Eukaryota; Viridiplantae; Streptophyta; Magnoliopsida; Poales; Poaceae. Gene Ontology annotation, biological process: regulation of DNA-templated transcription.
CUCAUGGCCAUGUACCAAAUCGACAAGGCGAAAGCCACGACGAAACUCUAGAGAAAACAAUGGAAUGGACAGAGAAGAUGGCUUCUCCCUCUGGCCUGAGGCAAGGCCAGCAGGCAGAGCCGCCUUGGCUAUAAAAGGAAGGCCCUCGCACCAACCCGGCCAUUGCCUCCUCCGCUCACCCAGAGCUAGUUAAGCUAAGCAGCAGCACGCCCAGCCCGAGCCACGAUCGUCUACUUGCUGCCUCCUAAGCCCAGCUCUCUCCACCCUCCACCGAUCGAGCGGCCAUGCUGCACCAUUACCACCAUGGCGAGGUGGCCAGCCUGCACUGCCUCUCGCCUCCGAACCCGCCGUUCCACACCCACUAUAACCACCCCGGCAUGGCGCCCCCUCCCUCCUUCCACUUCUCACCGGCCGCCUACGAGUAUGUGGAGGACGAGCCUAUCCUGCAGGAAGCGCUGGCUGCCAUCGGCGGCCAUAACAGCCCGCCGGGUUCGGGCGGGGCUGAUGGCGCCCAUGGCCAGGUGCUGGCUUCGGCGGCGGAGGAGGAGCGGAGGCGGCGGAGGAUGGUGUCCAACCGGGAGUCGGCGAGGCGGUCGCGCAUGCGCAAGCAGCGGCAGCUCAGCGAGCUCUGGGCGCGGGUCGCCCACCUCCGCGGCGCCAACCGCCGCCUCCUCGACGAGCUCAACCGCGCAAUGAGGAGCUGCGGCGACGUGCGCCGCGACAACGACCGGCUCGGCGCCGAGAAGGCCGAGCUGGAGGCCAGGCUCCAGCAGCUCAUGCGGCACGCACAACAGAGCAGCAACGCCUCCUCAGAGCCAUGCGAGAAAAACACCACCACCACCACCGCUGCUGCUGCUGAAUAAACCAUUCUUAUCUUCUCGUUUUAUUUAAGUUAACUACCAGGAUCGUUGAUUAUCAUCAUUAGUAGUAGUAUACCCAAAUAAGGCGUGCGUUGAGGGGGUCUGAUCGGCUUAAUCGUUUCUUAAUUUUAUUAUUAAGACUGGGGGUAAUAAUGCAUACCCUUAACUAGCUACGUACGUAUAUACUACUACUACUGCACAUUACUGUCAUCUUUUUUGGCAAAGUGCCAGUGGCUAGAUGAAUAUGGAUUGGGUGUUACUGACGAGUUGCCAUCAGUGGACAAUCUAUAAUGCAACAUGAUCGAUCACACGGACGAUGAAACAAGAAACCGCUGGAAACCAGUGUGGAAUGAGAAACCACACAUACCAUUGGUUUUUUCCAUAGAAAAGAAAAAAAAGGCGCUUUCCGCUGAUAAUGAUGUGGUGACUGGCGAGUGGACUACUGGCCUGUACUUGCAGCAAAGCUGUAUUCCCAUGAAAAAACAGGGGACCAGAUUGUUUGGAUUAAUUCAUGUUAACUUGAAUUUGAUCCCCAAAGAAUUCAGUAACUGUGUGUCUGAGAGUCUGAGACAAACCAGACCCUUGUUUUAACUUCA